This is a messenger RNA of Lithohypha guttulata, 498 nucleotides long. RefSeq lists its product as uncharacterized. Lineage: Eukaryota; Fungi; Ascomycota; Eurotiomycetes; Chaetothyriales; Trichomeriaceae. The transcript has 2 exons. The record is from RefSeq and is a predicted model, not a curated record. The coding region runs from base 1 to 498 and encodes 165 amino acids.
AUGCAUAUCAAUUGGCAAGAGAACAUCGAUUCUUUCAGACUCAGCGACGAACUUAAAUUUUAUUAUCGACUCGAUAUCGAUGUGACAAACUGGAAGAUAGCGUAUAGAGGCAUGCUUUUCAGAUCACCAUGGCAGUAUGCCAAGGAAAAAGAGUGGAUACCAUCUGAAGAAAUGAUGAUCCUGACUGACGGACUGAGGUGGCCGGCUUUGUAUCACCCUCGCACCGACAAGCUUCGAGUCAUGUGGCGCCGUGUAGAAGAUGAGGUCGAGCGCAAUAAUGAGCAGCGAGAAAGAAUCGCCUUGGAGGAAUGGAACCGUCCGGGAUUUGGUCCGCCUUCUGAGUUUUGGGCAGACAGAUAUCGGAAGAAGAACAUUCUUGGCAAAGCACUCAAACACCAGUGUUUCUGCGUUCCAGAGGAUACACACUCACGAGCUUCCGCAGCUCUCCGCCUCCUCGGUGAUAAGGGCGAGACCGCUAACCAGGCUGGUGACAGUUGA